Molecule: messenger RNA, 2423 nt
Organism: Cynocephalus volans (Philippine flying lemur)
Lineage: Eukaryota; Metazoa; Chordata; Mammalia; Dermoptera; Cynocephalidae
Gene: LTBR
Product: lymphotoxin beta receptor
Exons: 11
Coding region: 278-1756 (492 amino acids)
Biological process (GO): immune response; positive regulation of canonical NF-kappaB signal transduction; hematopoietic or lymphoid organ development
Molecular function (GO): ubiquitin protein ligase binding
Source: RefSeq, a predicted model, not a curated record
GUUCCUCUUCCCUGAUGCGACUGCUGCGAUUGCGACAGGCCGCCCCCAGCUCCCAGCGCUCCCUGUCCCCGCCCGCUCCACUCCCACUUCCUGAGCCUGGCGGCUGGAGCCCUGGAGGCCAGGCCCGGCCGCUCCCGGCCCCGGGGGGCACAUCAGCCCCGCGUCCUGUCCCAGCAACGGGGCUUGGGAAGCUGCCGCAAUCGCUGCCCAGGACGUCCGGGACUCCCACCUUCCCCCCAGGCCUCCAGCCAUCUGGUCGACUGGCAGAGUGACCGCCAUGCGCCUGCAUUGGGCCGCCUCUCCCCGCGGCCUGGCCUGGGGGCCACUGGCGCUGGGCCUCUACGGGCUCCUGGCAGCAUCCCAGCCCCAGCUGGUGCCCCCAUACCGCUCCGAGAACCAAACCUGCUGGGACAAGGAAAAGAAGUACUACGAGCCCAAGCAUCGGGUCUGCUGCUCCCGCUGCCCCCCAGGCACCUAUGUCUCAGCUGAGUGUAGCCGCAGCCAGGACACAGUUUGCACCACAUGCGCCGAAAAUUCUUACAACGAGUACUGGAACCACCUCCCCACCUGCCAGCUGUGCCGCCGCUGUGACCCAGUGAUGGGCUUCAGGGAGAUCGCGCCUUGCACUAACAAACAGAAAACCCAGUGCCACUGCCAGCCAGGAAUGUUCUGCGCCUCUUGGGCCACUGAGUGUGAGCACUGUGAGCCACUUUCUGACUGCCCGCCUGGCACCGAAGUGGAGGUCAAAGAUGAAGCUGGGGAGGCUAACAACAACUGCAUCCCCUGCAAGGCAGGGCACUUCCAGAACAACUCCUCCCCCACCGCCCGCUGCCAGCCCCACACCAGGUGUGAGGACCAGGGCCUGGUGGAGGCAGCUCCAGGCACCGCCCAGUCUGACACAAGCUGCAGAAACCGAUCAGAUCUGCCAACUGAGAUGCCAGGCAUAGUUGAUGGGCACUAUAGACUCCAUGCUACUGAUGGCGGUACUGAGGCCCAUAGAGAGAUAGAAAUUAUCCACCGCUGCAGAUCAGAGCUGGAGAAACCAAACUCCUUGCCUGGAACCUGCCCUGAGCAAGGGGGUGGAGAACUCACAACCCCUACCGUCCCUGGUGGCCAUAGGCAGAGUUCAGAAGUGAGAUUCGCCUACACUCCCACAGGAACUGUGCUGAUGCCGGUCAUCCUGCUGCCACUGCUCUCCUUUCUGCUCCUCGCCACCAUUUUUGCCUGGAAGAGCCACCCCUCUCUCUGCAGAAAGCUGGGAUUCCUGCUCAAGCGGCGUCCAGAGGGAGAGGAAUCAAAUGCAGUUGCUGCAAGCUGGCAGCCUCCGAUGGCCAACCCGUAUUUCCCUGACCUGGUAGUGCCACUUCUGCCCAUCUCCAGAGACACGUCCCCAGCCUCUGCCAGGCUCCCGGCGACCCUAGAUUUGGAGGACGAGGUGCUACAACAGCAGAGUCCUCUGGGCCAGACCAGGGAGCUGGAGCCCGAGCCUGGGGAACAGGGCCAGGUGGCCCACGGUACCAAUGGCAUUCAUGUCACUGGUGGGUCUGUGACUGUCACUGGCAACAUCUACAUCUACAAUGGGCCAGUACUAGGGGGAGCACAGGGCCUUGGAGACCCCCCAGCUCCCCCAGAGCCUUCAUACCCCAUUCCUGAGGAAGGUGCCCCUCACCCUCCUGGGCUCUCUACACCCUACCAGGAAGAUGGCAAAGCUUGGCACCUGGCUGAGACAGAGACACUGGGGCACUCCACCUGCUAACAGAGGCCCAAGGAGCCAGUUCGUCACCCAUGACUGAUGGUGUCUGGGAAAAGCAAGGAGAAGGGUGGCAGAGAGCACCCUCUCCCCUGAGGCUGCCCCACCCACACAGGAUUCACAGGGCCUGGGUAGGGCCCUGAGAGGCAGAGCCCUAAAGGACAGGACCUCAGACACCUCUCUGAGAGCAGGACUUGGCACAGGCUGGGUACAGUGCCCUCCACAGGACUCUCGCCACUGCCUGGGCAAGCCAGAGACCUUAUUCCAGACCCACCUGCCCACUGGGGCUGCGCCAGCUCAGCAUCAGGCACGGACAGGGCAUACGAUGCUAACUGUGGCCCACCAUGGCACUCUGCACCCUAAGCAUGGCACAGAAGGGAGCCAGCUACACGGUCACUUGCAAGAACAUCACCAGGACUUCUGAAGGAUUUGAGGUGCUCAUCCCCAAGCUUCAGAGACCCUUUGAGGGUCCACACUUCACACGGACUGAGGUAGACCCUAUAUGAAGACGAAGUGAUAUGGAGACCAUCUCUCUCCUCACCUCCUGGAGGAGAGCGAAGGGAGGCAAUACAGCUGGGGGGCUGGGGAGGGUUACAAGUACGGGGGAGAGUUUUAGAAGGGGAGGAGAAUGGUGAGUGUAUUUAUAACUUGUAACCACAUGCAAAUAAAGAGG